GUUGAGGAAGCGCUGCUCGGGGUCGACGCGCGCCACUCAGCGGUGGAGGCGGAGACGGUUGCGAGGCCUGAUUGGUAACCUUAAUUAUUUUAGAGUUUUACUUCUUAAGAAUUGAGCUUCCAUUCUUUGUGAAAAAAUGGAUUCACUAUGGCUCAGGCAGUUUUCAGUCCUCCUCUGGAAAAAUUUCCACUUAAAGAUGCGGGAGAUGAGUGGUUUGAUUUUGGAAAUGCUCUUGGUAUUUCUGUUCUUUUUAUGGACUUUGACUGUUCGAAAUUAUAGUGAAAAGAAGCUUUAUAAUUCUUCCACUUUUGAUUCCCUUCCCCUGACGCUUCCUUCUUUUCUUGAAAUACCUAACUUGACAUUUGAAUUGGUUUAUGUGCCUUCUGAAAGUGAUGUAGCAAAACGUAUUACUGAGAUGGUGAAAGAGGAUUUAAACUUCGAUUUUAAAGUUCGUGGCUUUUCUUCAGAAACAUCUUUUGAAAAUUAUAUUAGGACUGAAAAUAAUUCUAAUCCUGUGAUGGCUGCUAUCAUAUUUGAUCAUGACUUCAAAAGCAGUGAUGAGAACUUGCCACUUAAGGUAAAAUAUCAUCUGCGUUUUAGUAAGUACUAUUCAACUUCAGAAGAUACAAUACCUGAGAGUGAUAAAAGGACGAAAUGGGACACAGCUCUUCUUUUUCCAAGUACCCCUCCUGAAUUUCAUAGAAACCCCAUGGAAGAUGAUGGGGGAGAGCCUGGAUACUUCAGAGAAGGGUUCCUUACUGUGCAACAUUCCUUAGAUAAGGCCAUCAUGAUAUAUCAUGGUGGUGAAGCUGCAAAACAGAUAUUUGAGAAUACUGAAAUUUACGUUAAGAGAUUUCCAUACCCUGAAUAUUAUCAUGAUGGGUUUAUGUGGCAAUUCAUAAUUAUAUUUCCUUGGACAGCUUUAUUUACAUUCUCUCAAGUUAUACUUAUUGUUGUUGGGACCAUUAUGAUGGAAAAGGAAAAGAGAUUAAAGGAGUACCAGCUCAUGAUAGGACUCAGUAAUGCUAUGCUCUGGUCUUCGUAUUUCAUUACUUUCUUAUUCUUAUAUGCAAUAGUCAUCAUUAUACUUUGUAUACUGUUAUUUUACAAGAUUGUAAAUGAGACAGUUCUCCAACACAGUGACGUGAUGUUACUCUUUGUCUUCUUCCUGUUUUAUGCCAUUGUCUCAAUAAUGUUUGGCUUUAUGAUUUCCACGUUCUUCAAUAAAUCUUCUUUGGCUACUUCUAUUGCAAGUUUCCUCCAUUUUGUCACGUUCCUUCCAUAUUUAGUGUUCCUUAGAAGAUAUAAUGAAAUGAGCCUUAGUGAGAAGCUGGCCAUCUGUCUCAUUACAAAUACUGCAUUAGGUCUGGGAACUGAAAAAAUAUGCAAGCUGGAAAUGAAGGGGUUUGGUGCUAAUUGGGAUAACUUCUACUUAAAAGAAAGCCCAGAUGAUGACUUGACUUUGGCCCACGUUAUGGGAAUGUUUUUAGUUACUGCUUUCCUUUAUGCCCUUGUGACCUGGUAUGUAGAUGCUGUUUUUCCAGGGAAGUAUGGUGUGCCCAAGCCAUGGAACUUUUUCUUGGACAAAUCCUACUGGUGUGGGGAACCACCAUUAGAGAGUGAAGAAAUUAGCGAAAUUUCUGAUAUAUUGCCAAGUGAUUAUAUUGAACCUGAACCUGUUGGUUUAGCGACUGGAAUCAGGAUUCAACACUUGCGGAAGGAAUUCACAUUUGGGGGUGCUACUGUAGUAGCAGUGAAAAACUUGUCUUUGAAUUUCUAUGAGGGACAGAUCUCUGUUCUUCUAGGACCUAAUGGGGCAGGAAAGACCACCACCUUAUCCAUCCUUACAGGUUUCUAUCUUCCUACUAGUGGAAAGGUCUACAUUAGUGGAUAUGACAUCUCAAAGGAGAUGGUUGAAGUCAGGAAACAUCUGGGCUUGUGCCCUCAGGAUGAUAUACUGUUUCCAAAGUUGACAGUAUCAGAACACCUUUAUUUUUACUGUGUGAUAAAAGGAGUACCUUCUCAGAAGCGUACUGAAGAAAUUAACAAAAUGCUGACUGCCUGUGACUUGAUACACAAGCGUAAUGAAUAUUCAGAGAAACUGAGUGGAGGAAUGAAGCGCAAGCUCUCUAUCAUGAUAGCAUUUGUAGGGGGCUCCAAGGUGGUGAUCCUUGAUGAGCCAACAUCAGGCAUGGAUCCAGUUUCAAGGAGAGCCACCUGGAAUCUCAUUCAGCAGCAUAAAGAGGAUCGUACCAUAUUACUGACCACACAUCACAUGGAUGAAGCCGAUAUCCUGGGUGACCGCAUUGCCAUCAUGGUCUUGGGAACCCUGCAAUGCUGUGGCUCUUCCGUUUUCCUGAAAAAAUUAUAUGGUGUGGGAUAUCAUAUAAUCAUGGUGAAGAGUCCUAAUUGUAAUGUUGAAAAAAUCUCUGAAAUGAUUAAACGCCAUGUCCCAACUGCCAGUAUGGAAACCAACAUUGCAGCUGAAUUAUCAUUUAUACUACCCAAGGAGUACACACACAGUUUUGAAGACCUGUUUUUGGAAAUAGAACAAAGAAAGACAGAGCUGGGCAUCGCUGGCUUUGGUAUUUCUAUGACUACCUUGGAAGAAGUUUUCUUCAAGGUCAGUAAUCUGGCAAACUACAAAGUGAAUGAGGAGGCUCUCCAGAUGUCUUCUGAACCAACCACAAAUACAAAUGAAAACAAUCAGAAUGUGAAUGCAUCCAGAAAUUCUGAAAGAUCUGCACCUGACACGAAUAAAAAUUCUGAUACAUCAUUUAAUACUGGGUUGGCUCUUCACAAGCAGCAGUUCCAUGCCAUGCUCUUAAAGCGGGUAGGAUUCAAUCGGCGCAACUGGAAAAUAUUAUUGCUUCAAAUCGGGGCACUUGUGGGUUUCAUGUAUCUUCAGAUGAGAAGAACGACUGUUCCACCAACACUGGAUGAGCCUGCCAGGGAAAUGGAUUUAGGACAAUAUGGUGAAACCAUUGUGCCUUUCUCAGUUUCUGGAAGUUCUAAUUUAACUGAGAAUUUUAAAAAAAAUCUUGAGAUCAUUCUAACGGAUAAGAAACAAAAACUUAAAGAAGUACAAGGUGAUCUGCAGGAAUACUUGGUGAAGAAUAAUGAAUGCCUUUAUUCAUGCAUUAUUGCAUUUUCCAUUGAGAUUACUAAAACCAACAUCACAGCUGUCUUUUGGUUCAACAAUGAAGCUUACCAUUCACCAUCCCUAUCCCUUGCAGUAUUAGACAACAUUAUUUUUAAAAUACUUUCUGGCCCUAAUGCUUCUAUUACAGUCUCCAACAAACCACAGCCUAAAUAUAUUUCUCAUAAGAAAUCUGAGAUAAGAGAAACACCAGGACUCCAGAUAGUCUUCACUUUGAUUUUUGGUAUGAGUAUUUUUGUCAGUGGCUUCUGCCUCCUGACAGUGACUGAGAGAGUUAAUAAAGCAAAACACAUCCAGUUUCUGAGUGGGGUCUACACUUUUAACUUCUGGGUUUCUGCUAUAUUUUGGGAUUUCAUCAUCUACAUUUUUGGCUGCUGCUUACUUCUGGUGGUAUUCAUAAUCACUAGAUCGAAUACAUUGAUCAAGAAUGGGAACAUAAUGCACACAACAUUCAUCUUCAUCCUGUUCGGCUGGUGUGUUAUUCCCUUCACAUACCUGUUAAGUUACUUGUAUUCUAGUAGCACCGGUGCAUACAUUAAGCUCUUCACACUCCAUGAAACUUUAGGCUUUCUAGGUGUUGUUGUGGAUCUUGUAAUAACCAUCAUGGAAGGCUAUAAAGCUGCCAGGAAAAAUGUCAUACUUAAUAUGUUGACACUGAUACCUAUGUAUAACUUUGGGAUGAGCAUCCUAAAAUUUUAUGAUCUUGAAGAGACAAAGAAAUUGUGUGCCUCCUUACCAGAAAUGGCUAACACCCCAAGAUGUAGUAAAGAAAAAAUUGGAAUUUCUGUAUAUAGUAUGGAGGAAAAUGGAAUUGGAAAGUAUGUAAUUGCAAUGGCUGUCACAGGAUUUCUUUACAUCCUCUUGAUUUUCCUUCUGGACACCGUCUCAUGGAAUGUGAGAGCCUUAGUGUAUCGCUCUGUUUUAUUUGGCAUCUUCAAGAAAAUUAAUAAGGAAACAGUGUCCAAAGAAUUUUCUGGGGAAUCUGACGAUGAAGAUGUACAAAAUGAGAGACAGAGAAUCGUGGAGCAGCCUCUUGAAUCACUGAAUUCCACAGUGGUUAUUAAAGAACUCACCAAGAUAUAUUUUCAAUGUCCACCCAUUCUGGCUGUGAGAAACAUCUCUGUUGCCAUCCAAGAGGAGGAGUGUUUUGGAUUGCUUGGAUUAAAUGGGGCUGGAAAAACUUCUACCUUCCAAAUUUUGACUGGAGAACAUACUGCUACUUCUGGAGAUGUGUUCAUUAAAGGUUUUAGCAUCACCAAAAAUAUCCUAAAGGUAAGGUCAAAAAUUGGUUAUUGUCCACAGUUUGAUGCCUUGCUGGAUCACAUGACUGUUCAGGAAACGAUGAUAAUGUAUGCCAGGUUGUGGGGGAUCCCUGAGAACAACAUUAACUCUUAUGUGAACGACAUUUUGAAAUUGCUAAAUCUGCAACCCCAUGCUAACAAGCGUACUCAAACUUUGAGUGGAGGAAACAAACGUAGGCUGAGCACUGCUGUUGCCAUAAUGGGAAGACCCUUUGCUGUGUUCCUGGAUGAGCCAUCCACUGGCAUGGACCCAGUAGCCCAGCGCCUGCUCUGGAACAUAGUGACAAAGACACGUGAGAGUGGCAAAGUUAUCAUCUUGACCUCUCACAGUAUGGAGGAAUGUGAGGCUCUCUGUACCAGGCUGGCCAUUAUGGUGCAGGGAAAGUUCAGGUGCCUGGGCAGCCCUCAACACCUCAAGAACAAGUUUGGAGAUGUUUAUACCAUGUUUGUCAAGUUCAAGACUGGUACAGACCAAAAUAUAAUAGAGGAUUUUAAAAUAUUUAUUGCCAGUACUUUCCGAGGUAGUGCCUUGAAGCAGGAGACUCAAGGGGUCCUUAACUUCUAUAUUCCCAGCAAGGAAAAUAGCUGGGGAAAGGUGUUUGGCAUUUUGGAGAAAGCCAAAGAGCAAUUCGAUUUAGAAGACUAUUCAGUCAGUCAGAUAACACUGGAACAAGUCUUCCUGACCUUUGCUAAUGUAGAUAAACCAGCAGGUGGCUCUGAAAAGCAAGCACAAUGA
Marmota monax (woodchuck) is the source of this 5197-nucleotide messenger RNA. Its product is annotated as phospholipid-transporting ATPase ABCA3-like. Gene Ontology annotation, biological process: transmembrane transport; lipid transport. Bases 137 to 5197 code for a protein of 1686 amino acids. NCBI's taxonomy places the organism in Eukaryota, Metazoa, Chordata, Mammalia, Rodentia, Sciuridae. The transcript has 31 exons. Gene Ontology annotation, cellular component: intracellular membrane-bounded organelle; membrane. Gene Ontology annotation, molecular function: ATP binding; ATP hydrolysis activity; ABC-type transporter activity. The record is from RefSeq and is a predicted model, not a curated record.